Cryptococcus deneoformans JEC21 is the source of this 922-nucleotide messenger RNA. RefSeq lists its product as hypothetical. Lineage: Eukaryota; Fungi; Basidiomycota; Tremellomycetes; Tremellales; Cryptococcaceae. The record is from RefSeq and is a predicted model, not a curated record. Gene Ontology annotation, biological process: mitotic spindle organization. Bases 30 to 578 code for a protein of 182 amino acids. The transcript has 6 exons. Gene Ontology annotation, cellular component: dynactin complex. Gene Ontology annotation, molecular function: dynein complex binding.
CUUGCCUUUUCUUCGGUGGCCGCUACGAGAUGGAAUCCAUUUCCCGCCCAACCCUCACAGCGCACGCAACCUCCCUCAUCUGCGCAGACACUGACCUCCGCGGACCCAUCUCCGUCGGGCCCAACGUCAUUAUCCACCCUCGCGCUACCAUCUACGCUGCUGCCGGGCCAAUCAUGUUAGGGGAAGGGUGUAUCGUAGAGGAGGGGUGUAUCAUAGUGAACAGGAAGAAGGACACAAUGAAGAUAGGAGAGAACAACCACUUUAUGGUAGGCUGCCGAAUAGAGUCGCCAUCCAUAGGUAACAACAAUAUCUUCCAACCGAAGAGUACGGCGUCUGGAGGUGUCAUCGUGACGGACAACUGUAUUAUCAGCGCAGGCACUAUUCUCUUACCGUCUCCUACCGGUACCGAUCAAGAACCAGAAACGCUUCCUCCUUACACUGUCAUAUAUGGUGCAGAUUCUUCAAGACGGACAUGGGAUGGGAGCGGGCACGUCGCUGAGAUGGCGCUAAGGAGUAAGCAGGCAGAGUAUCUGAGGGAGAUAAUGCCAAAAUUCAAUCGUUUACGCCCUACAACAUAGACGGAGAUGUAGCAUAUGCAUUUUAUGCGAUACCGAUACCCAGUAUGGUGGUUGUGACAAGGCAAAGUGCUAUUUACUGUACAGAGGGGGAAGGCCUUGAAGAAGCUAUUUCAGGUGUGACGUCCCUAGAUAUACUGGAUAAUUGUCGCCAAAAUUGUGACGGGAUCCCAUCCGUUGCAGAGCUCUCAAUCUAUAGCGUGGUUGUCAGUUUUGGAUUGACAAUGAUCUGCGGGUCAAAAUGACGCACCUCAGAAUAAGCAAUCGUCCUGCCAUUCAACUCUGUAGCCUUCACACUUCUGAUCACAACCCCUUCCUCAAUUUGGGUUACCUCUUCAAUGUACUCG